UGGCAAACUAACACCAUGAAGUUUUACAUGUUUGUAGUUACCUUUGCUUUGUUUCUUUUGAAAGGAAUAAAUAUGAGUCCGUUUUCACAGAACAGCCAUGAUACCUGCAGCACAUGGGGACAAGGAGCGAUCAAAACCUACACCAAUGCAUUUUAUCAUUUUACAUCAAAUUGCAACUACAUUUUGAGUCGCCAUUGCCAAGGUGACACGGAAGAUUUCAAUUUGGAGAUGCGGCGUGACGCUAAUGGCAAGUUGGAGCAUAUUUUCAUAAACAUUGAAGGUGUUUUCAUCAUUGUGGCAAAUAAUACAAUCAAGGUUAAAAACAAUAUAGUAUCAUUGCCAUAUAAUGACAAAUUGAUCAGUAUUCAUCCAUAUGGAGUAGAUGUACGCUUUAUAAACAGGAAACAUACUAUAUCUAUCAUCUGGAAUUAUAAUGAUGCACUGUCGAUAACCGUGGAUGUUCAAUACCGUGGGAAACUAUGUGGCCUUUGUGGACCUUAUGAUGAAAGUAUCCCAACAACUUAUGAUUUGGAGUUUACCCUUCAGGCCAACCUGGAUACAAUUGGAGCCUGUGCGACUGCUUUCCCAGAAGAAACUAGUUGCAAUAAAACUGACAUCUGUUUAGAAAUCCCAAAGCUUUUCAAGUCGUGUUCUUCUGAUGCCAUCAACGAUAAUUUCAUAAACAUGUGUCAACUGGAUAGUUGCGCUUGUGGAGGAGCACCCGACUGUCAUUGUGCCAGCUUUGGAAGCGCAUCAAAGCAAUGUGCACAUGUAAAUCCAUCGAUUUGGAAUGCAUGGAGAGAUUUGCACCAAUGCACACAACCUACCUGUCCAGGGAAUCAGGUUUACCAAGAGUGUGGUCCUGCCUGUAUGCCUACCUGCACUGAUCCAUAUUCUCAACAACAGUGUGAUCAAUGUAUUAAUACAUGUAGUUGUCCAGCAGGUACUGUUCUUGAUAACCUAAGAGGUGAUAACAGUUGCGUCAAGCUGAUGGAUUGUCCUUGUGAAUAUGAUGGAAACCUUUAUAGCUCUGGAGAUAUAAGAAAUUCUUCCUGCCUAUCAUGCACCUGCAGAGAUGGAAUGUGGGAAUGUACCGACCUUAACUGUGCUGCAACAUGCAGCAUUGUAGGAGGGACACAUAUAACAACAUUUGAUGGCACACAAUAUAACUUGAUCGGAGAUUGUUCAUACUAUGCAGUAGUUACACGGGACUGGUCAGUAAAAAUUCAAAUACAUCCUUGUCAAGCAGCAUAUGAACAGACAUGUUUACAACAAGUUGUAUUCAUCAUGUACCAGAACACUUACACAAUCAAUAUGAAUGGUAUUUUUACUCAAAAUGGAAAUAUGAUGGGAUUGCCUUUCAGAAACGGUGAUUUAAUAAUAUAUCAACAGUCAUCACAUUACAUUCAUUUCCAUGCCGUGUCUGGACUGAAGAUGCAAAUACAGAUACUUCCCAUCAUGCAACUUUACAUCUCACUGCCCAGAGGUGCUGAGGGAAGUACAAAAGGUUUAUGUGGCACCUUCAAUGCUUGUGCAGACGAUGACUUUCUAUCGGCCUAUGGCAUGUUGGAAAACACUUACUUUACAUUUGCUGAUUCGUGGAAAGACACGGAGGGAUGCCCUUCACCAAGAGUAAAUCCCACAUGUGUCAGUUCAGAAAAUGAAAACUUUGCAAAAGAACAUUGUGCCCAGUUAAAAAACCCUACAGGAGCUUUCUCCAAGUGUCAUUCCACUGUAGAAUUUAACAAGUAUUAUGAAAUGUGUAAAGCUGCCUCAUGUAACUGUGAGAAGGUCAAUGACUGUGUAUGUGCUACAAUCGGAGCAUAUGCCCAUGCUUGUGCUGCGAAGGGUGUCAUCGUGAGGAACUGGAGAGGAUCAGUGUGCAGAGUAAAUUGCCCAAUAACACAGAUUUUUCAUCACGAUAUGAGAGCCUGUAACCGUAUGUGCAGGUUUCUGUCAAAUCCUGAUUUCACAUGUGAGCUUCAAGAUGUUCCAGUUGAUGGUUGCGGCUGUCCUGAGGGAAAGUACAUGAAUGAUGAGAAAGCAUGCGUGAGCAGAUCAGAAUGCCCUUGUUAUGUUGAUGGUUUAUAUCUGCCACCAGGACAAAGUCUUACUUUAAGUGGAAUGCAAUGUUUAUGUCUCAAUGGAGAGCUUUCGUGCCCUCAUGCAACCAAUCCACCAAUCAUACGAGAUUGCAAGAGACAAAAUAAAACAUUUUCGAAUUGUGUCACUGCUGGUGCAUGCAAGAAGACAUGUGAAACGCUGUACAAACCAUGUCCAAACCCAUGUAUCCCGGGCUGUGUCUGCCCUGACGGUUUGGUGGAAGAUUCCAGUGGCGGAUGCAUUGCACCAUCUCAGUGUCCUUGUGUAUUUGGAGGUGAAACCUUUGGGCCUGGAGAAACAAUCAAAAGGGACUGCAAUAAGUGCACAUGCAAAAUUGGCACAUGGGAAUGUACCAAUGAUCCAUGUCCAAAGACAUGCCAUGUUUAUGGAGAUGGACAUUACAUCACCUUUGAUGGAAAGCGAUACACUUUUGAUGGUAACUGUGAAUAUAUCUUUGUUGAGGACCGAUGUGUGCGAGAGAUUGGCACAUUCCAAAUACUGACCGAGAGUGUUCCCUGCUGUGAAAAUGGAGUGACAUGUUCAAGAAACAUCAGAAUCAUAUUUGAGGAUAAAGAAAUAAUUCUGUUGAGUGGAAAUAGAGUGAGUGAAGUAUCCCUUGGCAAAAACCAGUGCACGGAAAAUUUAUAUACAAUUCACAACGUUGGACUUUACUUAGUCAUAACAUUUUCCAAUGGGAUAACUGUGAUAUGGGACAAAAAUACAAGAUUUUCAAUCACAUUAGACCCCAGAUGGAAGAAUAAAGUUUGUGGCCUUUGUGGAAAUUUCAAUGAAAACAUUGAAGACGACUUAACGACGAAGGGGAACUCCUUGGUGACCAGCUUUAUGGCCUUUGGGAACAGUUGGAAGUCCAUGCAGUCAUGCUCUGACACAGUAAACGAAAUAUACCCAUGUGAUAACAAUCCAUAUUGUUUAGCAUGGGCUCAGAAGAGGUGCAGCAUAAUUACUGGCCCAGUCUUUCAAGCUUGUCAUAAAAUGGUUAACCCAACCCCAUUUUAUGAUGCUUGUGUCCAAGAAGCUUGUGUUUGUGAUAUGGAGGGAAAAUACCAGGGUUUAUGUACUGCUAUUGCUGUGUACGCAGAGGCUUGCAACAAAGCUGAUGUUUGCAUUCGCUGGAGAACCCCUGAAUUCUGCCCUGUAUUCUGUGACUAUUAUAACAGUCUUGGUGACUGCAGUUGGCAUUAUCAGCCGUGUGGAACAACAACAACAAAAACUUGCACAAGGCAAAAGUACUCUGCAAGUCUAGAAGGUUGCUAUGCAAAGUGCCCAAAUAAUGCACCUUACUUGGAUGAAAAUAUUAUGAAAUGUGUUACACUACCACAGUGCACAUGUUAUAAUGAUGGGAGAAUACUACAACCUGGUCAAACAACAAUAAGUGAUUGUGAAGAAUGUACAUGCCAUCAUGGAAUCACUACUUGCGAAAGAAUAAAGACCACAACUGUUCCAUCUACAACACUGUUGACCACAACUCCACUUACAUCAACUUCAACAAUGUCUUCACCAACCACUAGCCCAGUGCCAGUCUGUUUGGGUGUAUGGUCUCCUUGGUCUAAUAAGCAUACACCAUCAGCGUUAUUUCCAGAUGAUUAUGAAUUGUUGAAACCAUAUGGCAAUAAAAUGUGCCCAUCUUCUUCCGAUGAAAUUACUAAUAUUGAGUGCCAAUUUGCUGACCAUCCUGAUUGGCCACUAAGUGCAUCGCCAGAUCCUGUGACCUGCAUUAAAGACAUAGGAUUGAUCUGCACGUUCUCUGGAAAUGCUAUUCGCCAAUUUUGUAGUGACUACAGAAUUAGAGUUUGCUGCGAGCCAACUGAGACUACAACUGUCCCCACGACUACAACUGAGUCUACCACCAGUCCCACGACUGAAGAAACAACAACAACAACAACAACAACAACAACAACAACAACAACAACAACAACACCCACGACCACCACAGAAUCUACCACCAGUCCUACAACUGAAAAAACAACUCCCACGGUGACACCAAGCACCACCACCACCUACACAACAGAAAAAACAACAACUACAACAGAGCCAACCACAACCGAGUCUACCACCAGCCCCACAACUGAAAAAACUACAACAACAGCGACAACAACAACAGAAUCUACCACCAGUCCCACAACUGAAGAAACAUCAACUGUGACAUCAACCAGCAUUCCUUCCACAACAGUGCCAGUCUGUUUGGGUGUAUGGUCUCCUUGGUCUAAUAAGCAUACACCAUCAGCGUUAUUUCCAGAUGAUUAUGAAUUGUUGAAACCAUAUGGCAAUAAAAUGUGCCCAUCUUCUUCCGAUGAAAUUACUAAUAUUGAGUGCCAAUUUGCUGACCAUCCUGAUUGGCCACUAAGUGCAUCGCCAGAUCCUGUGACCUGCAUUAAAGACAUAGGAUUGAUCUGCACGUUCUCUGGAAAUGCUAUUCGCCAAUUUUGUAGUGACUACAGAAUUAGAGUUUGCUGCGAGCCAACUGAGACUACAACUGUCCCCACGACUACAACUGAGUCUACCACCAGUCCCACGACUGAAGAAACAACAACAACAACAACAACAACAACAACAACACCCACGACCACCACAGAAUCUACCACCAGUCCUACAACUGAAGAAACAACUCCCACGGUGACACCAAGCACCACCACCACCUACACAACAGAAAAAACAACAACUACAACAGAGCCAACCACAACCGAGUCUACCACCAGCCCCACAACUGAAAAAACUACAACAACAGCGACAACAACAACAGAAUCUACCACCAGUCCCACAACUGAAGAAACAUCAACUGUGACAUCAACCAGCAUUCCUUCCACAACAGUGCCAGUCUGUUUGGGUGUAUGGUCUCCUUGGUCUAAUAAGCAUACACCAUCAGCGUUAUCUCCAGAUGAUUAUGAAUUGUUGAAACCAUAUGGCAAUAAAUUGUGCCCAUCUUCUUCCGAUGAAAUUACUAAUAUUGAGUGCCAAUUUGCUGACCAUCCUAAUUGGCCACUAAGUGCAUCGCCAGAUCCUGUGACCUGCAUUAAAGACAUAGGAUUGAUCUGCACGUUCUCUGGAAAUGCUAUUCGCCAAUUUUGUAGUGACUACAGAAUUAGAGUGUGCUGCGAGCCAACUGAGACUACAACUGUCCCCACGACUACAACUGAGUCUACCACCAGUCCCACGACUGAAGAAACAACAACAACAACAACAACAACAACACCCACGACCACCACAGAAUCUACCACCAGUCCUACAACUGAAGAAACAACUCCCACGGUGACACCAAGCACCACCACCACCUACACAACAGAAAAAACAACAACUACAACAGAGCCAACCACAACCGAGUCUACCACCAGCCCCACAACUGAAAAAACUACAACAACAGCGACAACAACAACAGAAUCUACCACCAGUCUCACAACUGAAGAAACAUCAACUGUGACAUCAACCAGCAUUCCUUCCACAACAGUGCCAGUCUGUUUGGGUGUAUGGUCUCCUUGGUCUAAUAAGCAUACACCAUCAGCGUUAUCUCCAGAUGAUUAUGAAUUGUUGAAACCAUAUGGCAAUAAAUUGUGCCCAUCUUCUUCCGAUGAAAUUACUAAUAUUGAGUGCCAAUUUGCUGACCAUCCUAAUUGGCCACUAAGUGCAUCGCCAGAUCCUGUGACCUGCAUUAAAGACAUAGGAUUGAUCUGCACGUUCUCUGGAAAUGCUAUUCGCCAAUUUUGUAGUGACUACAGAAUUAGAGUGUGCUGCGAGCCAACUGAGACUACAACUGUCCCCACGACUACAACUGAGUCUACCACCAGUCCCACGACUGAAGAAACAACAACAACAACAACAACAACAACAACACCCACGACCACCACAGAAUCUACCACCAGUCCUACAACUGAAGAAACAACUCCCACGGUGACACCAAGCACCACCACCACCUACACAACAGAAAAAACAACAACUACAACAGAGCCAACCACAACCGAGUCUACCACCAGCCCCACAACUGAAAAAACUACAACAACAGCGACAACAACAACAGAAUCUACCACCAGUCUCACAACUGAAGAAACAUCAACUGUGACAUCAACCAGCAUUCCUUCCACAACAGUGCCAGUCUGUUUGGGUGUAUGGUCUCCUUGGUCUAAUAAGCAUACACCAUCAGCGUUAUCUCCAGAUGAUUAUGAAUUGUUGAAACCAUAUGGCAAUAAAUUGUGCCCAUCUUCUUCCGAUGAAAUUACUAAUAUUGAGUGCCAAUUUGCUGACCAUCCUAAUUGGCCACUAAGUGCAUCGCCAGAUCCUGUGACCUGCAUUAAAGACAUAGGAUUGAUCUGCACGUUCUCUGGAAAUGCUAUUCGCCAAUUUUGUAGUGACUACAGAAUUAGAGUGUGCUGCGAGCCAACUGAGACUACAACUGUCCCCACGACUACAACUGAGUCUACCACCAGUCCCACGACUGAAGAAACAACAACAACAACAACAACAACAACAACACCCACGACCACCACAGAAUCUACCACCAGUCCUACAACUGUGCCAGACUGUUUGGGUGUAUGGUCUCAUUGGCAUAAUAAAAAUACACCGUCAGCGUCAUCUCCACAUGAUUAUGAAUUGUUGAAAACAUAUGGCCAUACAUUUUGCCCAUCUUCUUCCGAUGAAAUUACUGAUAUUCAGUGCCAAUUUGCCGACCAUCCUGCCUGGCCACUAAGUGUAUCGUCAGAUCUUGUGACCUGCAAUAAAGACAUAGGUUUGAUCUGCACGUUCUCUGGAAAUCCUUUUGGCAACUUUUGUCAUGACUACAGAAUUAGAGUUUGCUGCGUGCCAACUGAGACUACAACUGUCCCCAUGCCUACAACUGAGUCUACAACCAGUCCCACAACUGAAACAUCUACAACAACCAGCACAACUGAGCCCACAACCACUUCCACAACUGAAGAAACAACAACAACAACAACAACAACAACAACAGAGACAACCACAACUGAGUCUACCACCAGUCCCACAACUGAAGAAACAACAACAACAACAGCCACGACCACAACAGAAUCUACCACCAGUCCUACAACUGUGCCAGACUGUUUGGGUGUAUGGUCUCAUUGGCAUAAUAAAAAUACACCGUCAGCGUCAUCUCCACAUGAUUAUGAAUUGUUGAAAACAUAUGGCCAUACAUUUUGCCCAUCUUCUUCCGAUGAAAUUACUAAUAUUCAGUGCCAAUUUGCCGACCAUCCUGCCUGGCCACUAAGUGUAUCGUCAGAUCUUGUGACCUGCAAUAAAGACAUAGGUUUGAUCUGCACGUUCUCUGGAAAUCCUUUUGGCAACUUUUGUCAUGACUACAGAAUUAGAGUUUGCUGCGUGCCAACUGAGACUACAACUGUCCCCAUGACUACAACUGAGUCUACAACCAGUCCCACAACUGAAACAUCUACAACAACCAGCACAACUGAGCCCACAACCACUUCCACAACUGAAGAAACAACAACAACAACAACAACAACAACAACAGAGGCAACCACAACUGAGUCUACCACCAGUCCCACAACUGAAGAAACAACAACAACAACAGCCACGACCACAACAGAAUCUACCACCAGUCCUACAACUGUGCCAGACUGUUUGGGUGUAUGGUCUCAUUGGCAUAAUAAAAAUACACCGUCAGCGUCAUCUCCACAUGAUUAUGAAUUGUUGAAAACAUAUGGCCAUACAUUUUGCCCAUCUUCUUCCGAUGAAAUUACUAAUAUUCAGUGCCAAUUUGCCGACCAUCCUGCCUGGCCACUAAGUGUAUCGUCAGAUCUUGUGACCUGCAAUAAAGACAUAGGUUUGAUCUGCACGUUCUCUGGAAAUCCUUUUGGCAACUUUUGUCAUGACUACAGAAUUAGAGUUUGCUGCGUGCCAACUGAGACUACAACUGUCCCCAUGACUACAACUGAGUCUACAACCAGUCCCACAACUGAAACAUCUACAACAACCAGCACAACUGAGCCCACAACCACUUCCACAACUGAAGAAACAACAACAACAACAACAACAACAACAACAGAGACAACCACAACUGAGUCUACCACCAGUCCCACAACUGAAGAAACAACAACAACAACAGCCACGACCACAACAGAAUCUACCACCAGUCCUACAACUGUGCCAGACUGUUUGGGUGUAUGGUCUCAUUGGCAUAAUAAAAAUACACCAUCAGCGUCAUCUCCACAUGAUUAUGAAUUGUUGAAAACAUAUGGCCAUACAUUUUGCCCAUCUUCUUCCGAUGAAAUUACUAAUAUUCAGUGCCAAAUUGCCAACCAUCCUGACUGGCCACUAAGUGUAUCGUCAGAUCUUGUGACCUGCAAUAAAGACAUAGGUUUGAUCUGCACGUUCUCUGGAAAUCCUUUUGGCAACUUUUGUCAUGACUACAGAAUUAGAGUUUGCUGCGUGCCAACUGAGACUACAACUGUCCCCAUGCCUACAACUGAGUCUACAACCAGUCCCACAACUGAAACAUCUACAACAACCAGCACAACUGAGCCCACAACCACUUCCACAACUGAAGAAACAACAACAACAACAACAACAACAACAACAGAGACAACCACAACUGAGUCUACCACCAGUCCCACAACUGAAGAAACAACAACAACAACAGCCACGACCACAACAGAAUCUACCACCAGUCCUACAACUGUGCCAGACUGUUUGGGUGUAUGGUCUCAUUGGCAUAAUAAAAAUACACCAUCAGCGUCAUCUCCACAUGAUUAUGAAUUGUUGAAAACAUAUGGCCAUACAUUUUGCCCAUCUUCUUCCGAUGAAAUUACUAAUAUUCAGUGCCAAAUUGCCAACCAUCCUGACUGGCCACUAAGUGUAUCGUCAGAUCUUGUGACCUGCAAUAAAGACAUAGGUUUGAUCUGCACGUUCUCUGGAAAUCCUUUUGGCAACUUUUGUCAUGACUACAGAAUUAGAGUUUGCUGCGUGCCAACUGAGACUACAACUGUCCCCAUGACUACAACUGAGUCUACAACCAGUCCCACAACUGAAACAUCUACAACAACCAGCACAACUGAGCCCACAACCACUUCCACAACUGAAGAAACAACAACAACAACAACAACAACAACAACAGAGACAACCACAACUGAGUCUACCACCAGUCCCACAACUGAAGAAACAACAACAACAACAGCCACGACCACAACAGAAUCUACCACCAGUCCUACAACUGUACCAGACUGUUUGGGUGUAUGGUCUCAUUGGCAUAAUAAAAAUACACCAUCAGCGUCAUCUCCACAUGAUUAUGAAUUGUUGAAAACAUAUGGCCAUACAUUUUGCCCAUCUUCUUCCGAUGAAAUUACUAAUAUUCAGUGCCAAAUUGCCAACCAUCCUGACUGGCCACUAAGUGUAUCGUCAGAUCUUGUGACCUGCAAUAAAGACAUAGGUUUGAUCUGCACGUUCUCUGGAAAUCCUUUUGGCAACUUUUGUCAUGACUACAGAAUUAGAGUUUGCUGCGUGCCAACUGAGACUACAACUGUCCCCAUGACUACAACUGAGUCUACAACCAGUCCCACAACUGAAACAUCUACAACAACCAGCACAACUGAGCCCACAACCACUUCCACAACUGAAGAAACAACAACAACAACAACAACAACAACAACAUCAACAGAGACAACCACAACUGAGUCUACCACCAGUCCCACAACUGAAGAAACAACAACAACAACAGCCACGACCACCACAGAAUCUACUACCACUCCUACAACUGAAGAAACUACAGUCCCUGAAGAAUGCUUCUGUGAUUCAGAUCCACCAAGAAGGUGCAAUGAAACAUGGAAAGAGAACUGUGCAACCCUUACUUGUGUUAAAGACGAAAUGUUCAAAAUUGAACAUGUUGCCUGUGCAUUACCUGUGAAACCAAGAUGUUACAAUGGGUUAAAACCUGUCAGAGUUGAAUCUCAAGAUGGUUGCUGUUCAAAGUGGGAUUGUGAAUAUGAUUGUCAGAUAUGGGGAGGACAACAUUAUCGUACCUUUGAUGGGAUAUUCUAUAACUUCUUUGAAAAUUGUACACAUAUUCUCGUGCAAGAAAUUAUCCCAAAAUACAAUUUUACGGUGAUACUCGAUAAUUAUUAUUGCACAUCAUCAGCGGCUAAAUCCUGUCAACAAACAUUAAUUAUCCAUUACCAAGGAAAUGUCAUAUAUUUAACAACCGGACAUCAACCUAGUAUUACAUUCAAUGGAAAUGCUGAGAGCUUUCCAUAUAAUGCAGAAGGAAUUUACAUUUCAAAGAUGGGUGUCAAUGUGCGUGUUCAUAUUCCUUACAUUCGAACCACUAUUACUGGUCACAAACAUGUCAUCAAGAUUCAAGUACCGGAGCAAUACUUCCGAGAUAACACACAAGGACAAUGCGGUUGUCUAUCCAGAAAUGUGAAUGAUGAAUGUAAAAGAAGAAAUGGAAAAGCAGAGCCUCCUAGCUGCUGCCACAAAACUGCAUUUGACUGGAAGGUUGAUGACCCAAAUAAACCAGAGUGCAGAGCAGCUCCUACAAACGUGCCCUGCGCUCCACCUCCUCCUCCUCCAUCAUGUGAACAUGAAACUGUGUGUGAUGUCCUGAAAGGAAAUUCAUUCAGUGGUUGCAGAAACAAUAAGUAUUUCGACUUCUACAACCAGGCAUGUCAGUACGACAACUGCGGGACAAAUUCCACAGAAACUAAUUGUUCCAGUGGUGAAGAUGGCAGUUGUGAGUCACGUCCAGAUUCACAUUCAGGUCCAGGUUCAAAUUCCGGAUCAGGGCCAGAUUCAAGUCCAGGUCCAGGUUCAAAUUCCGGAUCAGGGCCAGGUUCAAAUUCCGGAUCACGGCCAGGUUCAAAUUCCGGAUCAGGGCCAGGUUCAAAUUCCGGAUCACGGCCAGGUUCAAAUUCCGGAUCAGGGCCAGGUUCAAAUUCCGGAUCAGGGCCAGGUUCGCGUCCAGGUUCAGGUUCAAAUUCCGGAUCAGGUUCAGGUUCCGCCGAAGAUGGUUGCUCCAGCCGUGAAGGUGGCAACUGUGGGUCGAAUCCCAGAAGACCUGACUGUUCCAGCUUGGAAGCAGCUGCCCAAAUGUGCAAUAGAGCGGGACAGUGUGUCGACUGGAGAUCAUCUGCAAAAGGAUUAUGUGACUACAUUUGUCCGGAUGGUUUCAUCUAUAAAGCCUGUUCCAGACGUGAUCACAAUUAUUGUAAGAACAAGUAAGUAUUUUAUGAUAGA
Messenger RNA from Leucoraja erinaceus (little skate), 11310 nucleotides. RefSeq names its product mucin-2-like. Gene Ontology annotation, cellular component: extracellular matrix. NCBI's taxonomy places the organism in Eukaryota, Metazoa, Chordata, Chondrichthyes, Rajiformes, Rajidae. Gene Ontology annotation, molecular function: protein binding. The record is from RefSeq and is a predicted model, not a curated record.